Verticillium dahliae VdLs.17 is the source of this 1822-nucleotide messenger RNA. RefSeq names its product 2,2-dialkylglycine decarboxylase. The record is from RefSeq and is a predicted model, not a curated record. Gene Ontology annotation, molecular function: pyridoxal phosphate binding; transaminase activity. The coding region runs from base 268 to 1128 and encodes 286 amino acids. Lineage: Eukaryota; Fungi; Ascomycota; Sordariomycetes; Glomerellales; Plectosphaerellaceae. Gene Ontology annotation, cellular component: cytosol. The transcript is spliced from 4 exons.
GCCGACUCAAAACCCCGUUUCCGAUACGGGCCGUGUUAGGGGUCGGGACCUGGACCUCAUGCUACUCCGCUGACAGGAAUCUGGUCCCUCUCAACACGUAUAAGAACCUCCAAAGCGCCACAGCUCAAUAGACUGGCGCUCGUGUUUGCAAACUUCACCAAAUCUGCGCCGCAGCCCUUCAGCCUGAGCUCGACCACCGACUUUCGUAGUACAUUGAUCUCGUUAGGUAUUGAAAGAAGCUCGUCCCCAGAGGUUGGGGCAAGCGACAUGAUAAUCGACCAAAUAAUGCCCAAGUCGGCUGUUCUGCAUCGUGACCUGCGGCAUCAAUUUCUGCAACUCGCCAGUUGCGAGGGUCACUACUGCAUUCUAACAGACGGGAGGAAGAUCUUCGAUUCUUCUGGCGAUGCCGCUGUGGCGUGCCUUGGCCACGGACACCCCAGAGUUCUAAAGGCGAUAAGACAGCAAGACGCGAUCGCCACAUAUUGCGCAACAACGUUCUUUGCGCACAGCACAUCUGAGGAAUUAUGUCAACUUCUCGUUGACUCAACUGAGGGCCACAUGUCAAAAGCCUACAUCGUAAGCAGUGGUUCAGAAGCUAUGGAGGCGGCAAUGAAACUUUCGCGUCAGUUUUUUCUCGAACAGACACCGGCACAGCGCACAAGAUACAGAUUCAUAUCCAGAAGCCGCUCCUAUCAUGGGAUCACGCUGGGGGCGCUGUCUGUUGGCGGACACGCUGGCCGACGAGCGAACUUUGAGCCCAUGAUGUGCAAUAACACAUCAGUCGUGUCCCCUUGUUUUUCUUACAGAGGCCAGGCAAGUCACGAGACCGACGCUAUGUAUGUUGCAAGACUCGCGAAGGAGUUGGAGGACGAAUUCAUACGCCUUGGUCCCCACAUAAUAUGUGCAUUUGUUGCAGAGCCCGUAGUUGGAGCGGCACUUGGCUGUGUGCCUGCAGUACCAGGCUAUUUCAAGGCCAUGAAAGCAGUGUGCGAAAAAUACGGAGCGCUACUUAUUCUCGUUGAAGUCAUGUGUGGCAUGGGUCGAACAGGCACCCUUCAUGCAUGGCAAGAUGAAGGUGUGGUCCCUGACCUCCAAACCAUUGGCAAGGGGCUUGGUGGUGGCUAUUGACCAAUUGCAGGACUCCGAUCAGCCGUCGAUUUGUAGAUGUGCUUGAAAAUGGCAGCGGUAUCUUCGUUCAUGGCCAUACUUACCAGGCUCAUCUCAGCGCCUGUGCAGCGGCUCUUGAGGUUCAACGCAUCGUUGUAUCCGAUAACCUUCUGGAGAACGUGAGGGAUAAGGGGAGCCGCUUAUUCAGGCAGCUCAGAAGCAACCUUGACAGUCAUGCUCAUGUCGGCGACAUCCGUGGGAAAGGACUCUUCUGGGGCAUCGAGUUUGUCUGCGAUAAGCGCACUAAAGAUCCAUUCCCGCGCCACGCGCAGAUCGCAGCGACAUUGUCCGAUCUGGCGCUCACUGAGCACUGCGGGAACCCAGGAGCCGGCACAGUCGAUGGCUACAGUGGAGAUCACAUCAUCCUGGCACCGCCGUACACCAUCACCGAUUCUGAUGUUGAUUUUCUUGUAGAGACUGUGACAAAGCUCAUACAUCAUUUCUUCCAUUAUAAGAUUAACCUCCCCGAGAAGUCGAGAGACAGCUGAAAUCUACUCGACCUUGUGGUAUUGAUUUGAGCUGAACCAGACCAAGAUACAAAGAACUUUGAGAGGGCCAGAAGAACUGUCCCGGGCCAUCAUUUAGGAAGAGCAUCAACAGAACGAGGUCACAUUCCACAAACAGUCGAGCAUAUGUCAAUCAAACCUGAGAUGUU